AUGUCAAAGACUGUAUUAAUUGUGUUGAUUGUAGGAUCAGUGUUUGUUUCUUGUGAAGAUAUUUUCUUGGGAGAGAAUCAUGAAGCAGAUUUCAUUGAGCUGAAGCCUACUGAUGAGAUGUUCUACUGGUUGAUGAGGUCUAGAAAUGAUCCGGCCAAGGAUCCUCUCGUAUUGUGGCUCACUGGUGGACCUGGAUGUGGAAGUCAGAUGUCUAUUUUCUAUGAGAAUGGACCAUGGCAUGUAAACGACGAUCUUACUUUAAGGAAAAAUGAAUACUCUUGGAAUGAAGUUGCGAAUGUCUUAUAUGUUGAUCAACCUCUCGGAAGUGGAUUUAGCUCUACUCAAAAGCCAGAGCACAGGGCUAGAGAUCAAGAUGAUGUAAAUGAAGCUCUUUAUUUGUUCUUGGUUAAAUUCAUUGAAAAAUAUCCAGAAUUCAAAGGAAGAAACUUCUAUAUCACAGGAGAAAGCUAUGCUGGACAUUAUGUACCUGGAAUUACUGCUUACAUUAUCUCUCAGAAUAAUCCUGAUAUGAACCUUAUUUCCUCAGCAAUCGGAAAUGGAUGGGUAAACCCAAGGACACAGUACCCAUUCUAUAGAAACUACGCUGUAGAGCACGAACUCGUCAGCAUCCCUCUAAACGUGCUGCUCUAUGCCGGUUUCUACGGAUGCAAAUUAGCUAUAGAUUCUGGAUAUAAGGUAUUUGCUUAUAAGACUUGUGAAUACUUAAUGAAGACUAUCACCGGCAGUCCUAAUGAGUUCAAUGUUUAUGACAUCACUAAGCCUUGCGAAGGAUUUGCUUGCUACGACUUCUCCAACUUUGUCAACUUCCUUGAGAGAAAAGACGUCAGAGGGAUCAUCAAUGUUGGUGAUAAACCCUUCAAUAUGUGCAGUGGAGAGGUCUUUAAAGAGAUGAGUGGAGACCAAGUCAAUGACUUCCAACCUGAUGUUAAGUACGCACUCGAUAAUGGCGUUGGAGUGCUAGUCUAUAAUGGAGAUAAUGACUUUAUCUGUAAUUGGAGAGGUAGCGAAGCGUGGGUAGAUGAAGUAUUCUGGGAACAUCAGAACACAUUCAGAUCUGCCCCUUACCAAAAAUGGGUCGUUGAUGGAGAAGCUGCAGGAGAAUACAAAAAAGUCAAAGAUCUAACCUUCAUUAGAGUCUAUAAUGCCGGACACAUGGUCCCCAUGGAUCAGCCAAAGAGAGCUCUUGAGAUGCUCAAGGACUUCAUUGCCAGGGAUUUCUUUUAUCAAGAUAGAGCCACAGAUUAAUAAUACGUAGAUUUAAAACCUAAUUUAGAAA
Moneuplotes crassus is the source of this 1297-nucleotide messenger RNA. Lineage: Eukaryota; Ciliophora; Spirotrichea; Euplotida; Euplotidae. The record is from the annotation of a GenBank genome assembly.